AAGAGUUUUAAGGUACUGAUAAAACUGAAAUUAAAUCGUCAUUACCCAUUAUCUCUUCUGCUUUGCUUUCGCUAUGUAUCACGAACUUUGACAUCAGCCGGCUAGAUCUGAUACGAAAUUAUGAAUGCUCAAUCAGCAGUAUCCGCUUUCAAUGCUGCGAGAUUAACGUUGUACUAAAGCUUUUAAACGGUUAAAAAUGAUCAAAAGGACGCUCGUGUUUGUGCUUUUGUUUGGUUUAGUGUGUUGUGAAGAAGAUGUCGCCCCACCCCAAGCCGAAGCUCAAAACCCCACCCUUCAAGGCCAAAAGAAACUCAGCGAGAACAUCAUGUCCAUCUUGGAGCACUACAAACAAGAGGACCCAGUCGGACUUCCCGGCGCCCCCAUCCCAGACCCGAUGGACAUUCCCGAAUUCUCGCACUCCUUCUCAGUGGGCAGGAUGAAUUUCAAAAACGUGAAGAUGUACGGUUUGAAGAGGUUCAAGAUUGAUCACAUCAGUGUUGAUGUAAACGCGUUGAAAGUCGAAGCGGAGUUGGUGAUUGAUAAGCUGGAUGUUAGGGGAAAUUAUACGUUAAGUACCUGGCUGUCUAGGUCUGCUGGGCCUUAUACUGUCAAGCUAACCGACGUGGACAUCGUAGCUAUAGCAAGGCUAGAAGUCAUAAGAAAUGGUUCAUUGGAAGCCCAAGAAAUUGAUAUGGAUAUACGCUUCAAAGAUAUCGCUAUGGAUUUUCAAAACCUAGGAUUCUUUGCCAACAUGUUCCAAGGUAUGAUGAACUCAGUCGGAACCAUCGUUUUCGACUCCAUCAAGCCAUUUGUGCUUGCCGAGGCUAACACAAACAUAAGAAAUGAUGUCAACAAAGAAGUGCGCAAAAUUCCAAAAACGUUCCCGAACUCGAUAUCGCCUCUGGACGAUGUCAUGCACGAAAUCAGGAAAAAAGUCAGAGGAAUGGGCAUGGACCCUUAUAAGAUCCCGGACUACAACAAUAGCGUAGGCGUCUUCGACAUCUUCCUUACUCAUACGUGGCUGUAUGGGCUAGGCUCCUUCCACAGAACGAAAGAUGUCAAGUUUGAAUUUAGAAACAGAACGAUCCGUGCCCUUUUAGAAGUUGGUACGGGAACCAUCAAAGGCACUAGCAAUUGGGAGAUCUCUCUGGUGGCCGGCAUUGUCACUAGAUCUGGAUCGGUAGCUUUCAGCGUUGAUUAUAUCAGGUCACAAAUCAACAUAAGCCAAAGCCUUGCCGAAGAUGUACCCCCAUCUCUAGACGACAUACAAGUAGAGUUGGGAAAUAUCCAAAUAAGGUUCGACGGACUUGGAACUGUAGAUUACGCGAUAGAAUUCGGAGUGAAUGUCCUGCCUAAUCUUUUGCGAUACCAAAUCAUGGAUGCCUUGGAAACGCCUAUAAAGAUGAAAAUCCAAGAAGCCUUAGACCAGGUCAAUAUGAACAAGAUAAUACACGAGAAUGCUGAGAAGCUAGAUAAUAUGAAGAUCGAGGAACUUCAAAACUUAUAGUGUAUAUAAAAAUUAAUUUUAUAUGUAUAAUUUAGUUACAGUUGUUCAAGUGAAUAAACGUUCAUUUCUUGAUUUCUUGAAUUUGA
Molecule: messenger RNA, 1593 nt
Organism: Acanthoscelides obtectus
Lineage: Eukaryota; Metazoa; Arthropoda; Insecta; Coleoptera; Chrysomelidae
Source: the annotation of a GenBank genome assembly